UGGAUGCAUCAAAAGAACAAAAUAGAGGCGUAAAGCGAAUGUCAUUUCCAAAGAUAAAACCGCCUUUCGUUAUGUUCUUUAUACAUUUUUUCUGUAUUUUUGCACCCUUCCAAAUUAGUUGGAGUGCAAUUUCGAUUUGUCUUAUCUUAUAUAUUAUCACAGGUCUUUUUGGCAUCACUAUUUCGUAUCAUCGAAAUCUUUCACAUAAGAGUUUCAAAAUUCCCAAAUUGCUUGAAUACUUGUUUGCUUACUGCGGAGUUCAUGCACUUCAGGGUGAUCCAAUCUUUUGGGUGAGCACACAUAGAUAUCAUCAUCAAUACGUCGAUACUGCAAAAGAUCCACAUAGUCCAAUUAAAGGAUUUUGGUUUAGUCAUUUUACAUGGUUUCUUCAUAAGAGGGAUCGAAGCGCUAAUGAAAUAAUUCCGAAACAUCGAAAAUGGGAAAAUGCUACAGAUUUGGAGAAGCAAACAUUCUACAGGUUUCUUCACAAAACCUAUUUACUUCAUCCAAUUGCUGUUGCGGUCAUACUUUACAGCAUUGGAGGCACUCCUUUCUUCAUUUGGGGAACGUGUGUGAGAACUGUAAUGAUUCAACAUGCAACAUUCUUUGUGAAUUCGGUAUGUCAUAUGUGGGGAAAACGACCAUGGAAAACAAACGAUUUAUCACGAAAUAAUUGGUGGGUGAGUUUGCUUCUAUUUGGAGAAGGUUGGCACAAUAACCACCAUGCUUUUGAGUAUUCAGCUAGGAUGGGGAUUGAAUGGUGGCAAUAUGAUCCUGGUUGGUAUGUUAUUAGGUUUCUUCAAGCCAUUGGAGUGGCCACUCAUGUCAAAUUACCAUCCCAAACCCAUAUGCAAAAGUUGGCCAAUGAUUAACUAAAAAGGAGCCUCUCUUUGAGUGAUGCUUUGUAUGGAAAUAAUUAUGCUCCAAUAAAUAAUGUUUCAAAGUGUGGAAUAAAAUAAAAUGGCAAUAUAAAUUAGUUAAUGCUAUUCUAUAAUAAA
Molecule: messenger RNA, 998 nt
Organism: Cucurbita pepo subsp. pepo (vegetable marrow)
Lineage: Eukaryota; Viridiplantae; Streptophyta; Magnoliopsida; Cucurbitales; Cucurbitaceae
Product: palmitoyl-monogalactosyldiacylglycerol delta-7 desaturase, chloroplastic-like
Biological process (GO): very long-chain fatty acid biosynthetic process
Cellular component (GO): endoplasmic reticulum membrane
Molecular function (GO): palmitoyl-[glycerolipid] 7-desaturase activity
Source: RefSeq, a predicted model, not a curated record